This is a messenger RNA of Acipenser ruthenus (sterlet), 2151 nucleotides long. It is a transcript of the gene adss2l, whose product is annotated as adenylosuccinate synthase, like. Gene Ontology annotation, molecular function: adenylosuccinate synthase activity; GTP binding. The record is from RefSeq and is a predicted model, not a curated record. Gene Ontology annotation, cellular component: cytoplasm. Lineage: Eukaryota; Metazoa; Chordata; Actinopteri; Acipenseriformes; Acipenseridae. Gene Ontology annotation, biological process: IMP metabolic process; 'de novo' AMP biosynthetic process.
UCUGGGCACCACUAAGAAGGGGAUUGGUCCUGCUUACUCCUCGAAGGCCAAUCGCACGGGGCUGCGUAUCUGCGACCUGCUCGCUGACUUCGGGGAGUUCCAGAAAAAGUUCCUCCUCCUCGCGGGACAGUUCAAAUCGAUGUACCCCACCCUCGACAUCGACGCCGAAUCAGAACUCCAGCAGCUCAAGGUGUUUGCGGAGCGAGUACGCCCCCUGGUGACAGACGGAGUGUAUUUCAUGAACCAGGCCCUGCAGGGGCCUCCUAAGAAGAUCCUGGUUGAGGGGGCCAACGCUGCGCUGCUGGACAUAGACUUCGGUACCUACCCCUUUGUGACCUCGUCCAACUGCACGGUGGGGGGGGUGUGCACCGGCCUUGGCAUUCCCCCCAGAAACGUGGGCAAAGUGUACGGAGUGGUGAAGGCUUACACGACGAGAGUGGGGGUCGGGGCGUUCCCCACAGAGCAGGACAACGAGGUGGGAGCGCUGCUGCAGAGGCGCGGGUUCGAGGUUGGCGUGACGACGGGUCGCAAGAGGAGGUGUGGCUGGCUGGACCUGGUGCUGGUCAAAUACGCUCACAUGAUCAACGGCUUCUCAGCCCUCGCUGUCACCAAGCUUGACAUCCUGGACACGCUGGAGGAGAUCAAGGUGGGCGUGGCUUACAAGAUUGACGGGAAGACUAUCCCGAGCUUCCCAGCUAACAUGGAUGUGCUGAGUCGUGUGUCGGUGGACUUCGUGACUCUCCCAGGCUGGCAGACGAGCACAGAGCAGGCUCGCUCCCUGUCCGACCUGCCCCCCAACGCGCAGGGGUACGUGCGCUACAUCGAGAGCUUCCUGGAGGUCCCCGUGAAAUGGAUUGGAAUCGGAAAGUCACGGGAAUCCAUGAUCAAGCUCUUUUAAUCCGGAGGGAAUUCCCGGGAAGAAUCUCGGAACUUUCACCAGCUUCCAGAAUCAGGAACUCCAGAAUCCCGUUGUAAUCUCUGUUCCAUUUUGUACAGUUUUUUGUUUUUUUAUAUAUAAACAAGUUUGAUCUCAAAGUGAACGAAGAAGCCGAGUCAAGCAGACACGUUUCAGCUGUUAUUGAUUAUUGAUCCAUUGAUUGAUUCGUUGAGUUUUGCCCAAACGCUGGUCUGCUUGACUCGGUCUCUUCUAGUUUCAAUAAUCACACUGAUGAAGGCACUGGAGCCCAAACGCUGGUCUGCUUGACUCGGUCUCUUCUAGUUUCAAUAAUCACACUGAUGAAGGCACUGGAGCCCAAACGCUGGUCUGCUUGACUCGGUCUCUUCUAGUUUCAAUAAUCACACUGAUGAAGGCACUGGAGCCCAAACGCUGGUCUGCUUGACUCGGUCUCUUCUAGUUUCAAUAAUCACACUGAUGAAGGCACUGGAGCCCAAACGCUGGUCUGCUUGACUCGGUCUCUUCUAGUUUCAAUAAUAACACUGAUGAAGGCGCUGGAGCCCAAACGCUGGUCUGCUUGACUCGGUCUCUUCUAGUUUCAAUAAUAACACUGAUGAAGGCACUGGAGCCCAAACGCUGGUCUGCUUGACUCGGUCUCUUCUAGUUUCAAUAAUAACACUGAUGAAGGCAUAUUUAAAAGGGAAGAGUUCUGUGGUGUGUGCGUCUCUGUGCAAAAUAUUUUGACCCUUGCACUUCUGCAAUGAAUUUUACGCUGGUCAGUUUUAAUGCAACCUCUGUCUGUAAACAGAGAUUUAAAUCUUAAUGCAAUUUUGUUUUAUUUUAAGGUUCUUUUUCCUUACCCCCCCCCCCCCCCCCCUCCCUCUCCCAUACAAACCAACUAAUAAAACAUUUCAAUGAGAAAUAUAUUGUGUGCUAAGGUGUGUGUUUCUUCAGCUGCUUCUCCAGGUUUGCUGCCUCAGAGAGUCGCAGGAAGUCCUGGCUCGGGUGUUUCUGGUGACAGUUCUGCAGAUUUGACAAUCUCUCUCUCAUUUGAAUUUACAAAACAAAAACACACACGACAGCAAACAGCGAGGUUUAGUUCACAGAGUCUCUUUUAUUUCCCUCGUUUUCGUUCUCCAGGCAGCGAUGAUCACAAACAAGGCAAGUUUUGUUUUCUGCGUGAGUUUGUGUGUCUGUGUGUUUUGUUUUUAAUAUUUCAUUCAUUUUUAAAAGUAAAAACUUGAAAAAAAAAAAAA